Candidula unifasciata is the source of this 5122-nucleotide messenger RNA. The record is from the annotation of a GenBank genome assembly. NCBI's taxonomy places the organism in Eukaryota, Metazoa, Mollusca, Gastropoda, Stylommatophora, Geomitridae.
CUGAUCAGACCUGAGGAAAUGACUAACCCCAAGGUGGAUGACCUCAGUAUGAUGACUUACCUGUCCCAGUUCCCCAAUGCCAAACUCAAACCAGGAGCACCAGUCAGACCUCGCCUCAACCCUUCCCGUGUCAGGGCAUUUGGACCUGGUCUGGAACCAACUGGCAACCAGGUUGGGGCCCCAGCCCGGUUCACUGUGGAGACCUUCAGUGCAGGAAAGGGUGAGCUGGAGAUCCUUGUGAUCAACCCCAAGGGACAGAAUUUACCAUGUGAAAUGACAUUCAACAAUGACCGUAAUUUGACCUACUCAUGCCAUUAUGUUCCCACCAUGGAGGGAGCCUACAGGGUUGUCAUCAAGUUCGGCAACAAGGAGAUCCCAAAAUCUCCAUUCAGUAUCAAGGUCGAAGGUGCAGCUGGAGACCCAACCAAGGUCACUGCUGCUGGGCCAGGUUUGGAGAAGACAGGUGUCAUUGCCGGCAAGAAGACCUACUUUGAAGUCUACACGCAGAAGGCUGGCAAAGGCACCAUUGAUGUUGCUAUCCUGGACCCUCAUGGUCACAGAGACAAGGUCAGACCAUCCAUCAACCCUGUUGCUGACAAGGAGGGCACUUACCUGGUUGAGUACAUCGCUACAGAACCUGGACUUUACUCCGUCAACAUCUUCUUCACCGGACGCCAGAUCCCAGGAAGUCCUUAUGGAGUCAACGUUGCACCUGCCUCAAAUGCCAAGGCAUGCUAUGCUACAGGCCGUGGUGUGCAACCUCGUGGAAUCAGAGUUAAGGAUGUGGCUGUGUUUUAUGUACACACCAAGGGAGCUGGUGAAGGAGAGGUUGCUGUUCAGAUCUUGGGACCAGCUGGAGAUGAAGAAAAAUGCAAGGUGAAAUCUGUGUCUGGACAAGAGGGUGUGUACGAAUGUGUCUACACUCCAACAAAAACUGGCAGCUACAUCAUUAAUGUCACAUGGGCCGAUCAGCAUAUCAGCAAGUCUCCAUUUAAGGUGGAGGUUGGUCCAUUCUGGGACACCAAGAUCAGAGCCUAUGGACCAGGUCUGGAAGGGGGAGUGGUCAACCAGCCAGCUGUAUUCACAGUUGAAACUAAUGGAGAGGCUGGUGCUCUUGGAUUCUCUAUUGAGGGUCCAAGCCAGGCCAAGAUAGACUGCAAUGACAACGGUGACGGCUCUGCUGAUGUGACCUACUGGCCAACCCAGACAGGAGAGUAUGCUGUGCACAUCUUGUGCGAUGACAAGGACAUCCCUAACUCUCCCUACAUGGCCAACGUCAUCCCUGCUCAGACAUACAAUGCUAGCAAGGUAAUCGCUAAAGGACCAGGUUUAGAGAAGACAGGCGUGGCACCCAACACAUGGGCAGAGUUCACAGUUGACACUCGUUCUGCAGGAAAAGCCCCUCUUUUUGUCAGCUGUAUAGAUGUGGACUACAACCCUGUAGAAGUUCAGGUACAAGACAAUGGAAAUGGCACCUACAACUGCAAGUACAUGGCUACAAAGAGUGUCAAGCACACAGUCAUCAUUACGUUCGGCCUUGUCAUGAUCCCCAAGGCGCCAUUCAGGGUGUUUGUUUCUGAACCAAGCAAUCCUGCAAAGGUCAAGGUCCGUGGCCCAGGUGUGGAGAAAGGUGUUAAGACCUUCUCUUCAACCUACUUUAUUGUAGACUGCAAGGAGGCUGGUCCAGGUGAUGUGGCAGUAGGUGUAACAGAUGAGCGUGGAGUCGAUGUUCCUGUGAAGACAAUAGACAACCUGGAUGGCACCUUCAGAGUGGAGUAUGAGCCCAAGAGCCCGGGACAGUACACUGUUCUGGUGUACUUUGCCACCAAGGAAGUACCUCAGAGCCCCAUUAAGGUCACUGUCGAAGCAAAUAUUGAUGUUAGCAAGGUCAAAGUUGUUGGUCUGGAGAAAACUGUGCCUGUUGGACAGUCCCGAGAUUUCCGUAUCAUCUCUGGAGAUCUUCCUAAAGCAGAGGCCAUCGUCAAGAUAGUUUCCCCAACAAAUAAGGUUAUCGAAGUCCCCACAGUUCUAGCUGAUGAUGGAGCUACAGGUUCAUUUACUUUACUGGAGCCAGGCCCACAUCAGGUGCAAAUCUCCUAUGGGGGAGCACCUGUGCCAGAUUCACCUUUCACUGUUGAUGCUGUCUUGGGUGCACCUAAUGUCAAGGCCUAUGGGCCAGGUUUGACAGGAGGGGUGGCUGAAAGGCCUGCUGUGUUUACUGUAGAUACAAGGGAGGAGAAAACACCAGGAGCUGUUGGGGUGAGUCUUAGGGGACCCGGAAAAUCUCCUGUCCAGCUCAAGGAUAACAAGGAUGGAACUUUUGAGGCCUCAUACGUGCCUUCUCUGCCUGGAGACUAUGUCGUCAAUGUCACACAUGCAGGCCGCCCCAUCCAAGACACCCCCUUCAAGGCAACCAUCCAAGCCAGCACAACCGAGCUGGAUGUCAGUGGAGUUCGUGCCUAUGGACCUGGCGUUAGCCCUGAGGGGGUGUUCACGGAGUGUCCCAACGAGUUCACAGUUGAUGCGAGGUCAGUGUCUCCUACAGCCCAGGGCAAAGUCAAAGCCAUUGUGACCAGCCCUAGUGGACAGAGGACUGAUACACUGGUCAAGAACAAAGGGGAUGGCACGUACAGUGUACUGUACACACCUGUAGAGGAAGGACCCCAGAAGAUUGAUGUCACCUAUGAGGAGCUUCCUAUUCCAGAAUCUCCACUGACUGUAUCCGCCACACCGGGAAGUGAUGCCAGCAAAGUCAAGGCAUACGGCCCAGGUCUGGAGGCUGGAAUCACUGACCAGCCAGCUGUGUUUACAGUUGACCUGAAAGGAGCUGGCAAGGGAGGACUCGGUCUGGGCAUUGAGGGUCCCGAGGAGACCCCCAUUCAGUGCCAGGACAAUCACGACGGAACAUGCCAGGUGGUCUACCAACCCAAAAAGUCUGGACCUUACGAUAUCGCUGUCAAGUUCAAUGAUCAGCAUAUUCCUGGCAGUCCAUUCCAUGUGGGCGUCAAGAAUCCAGUGAACCCGUCUAAGGUCAAGUGUCACGGCCCAGGUUUGGAUAGUGCCAAUGUCAAGGCUGGUCUCCCAGCUGUGUUCACAGUUGAUGCUUCAGAAGCAGGAGAAGCACCUCUGGAGGUCACAUACACAGACAACACAGGUAAGAAACGCCAAGCUGAAAUCGUGCCAGUUGAUGAUGAUGUGUAUCAGGCCUCCUACAUACCCGCUGCAGAAGGACCAUGCCAGGUGGAUGUCAAAUAUGCUGACCAAAGUGUGCCUGGCAGUCCAUUCCGUGUGAAUGCAGCCCCAGGUGUCGAUGCUAGCAAGGUGAAAGUCAAAGGUCCAGGUGUUUCUGGUACCACACCUGCCAGUCUGCCGGCAGUCUUCAAUGUGGACACCCGUCAAGCAGGAGAUGCUGAACUGGACAUCUUUGUGAAGCGCCCUGAUGACACCUUCAUCCGCCCAAUCGUACAAGAGAACGUUGACGGCACGUAUGAUGUGGCCUACACACCUGAGGAUCUGGGUGUGUACGAUAUCACCGUACAGUAUGGAGGCCAGAAUGUUCCUGGAUCACCUUACAAUGUCAAAGCUACACCUACAGGCGAUGCUAGCAAGUGUAAAAUUACAGGUGGAAAUGAUCGCACAAUCGAGGUUGGUAAGGAGACUAUCAUCACAGUGGAUGCAUCUCAUGCUGGAGUCGGCAAGAUCACAUGUCGUAUCCGAACUGCUAGCGGUUCCGACAUUGACAUUGAUAUUGUUGAGCAAGCCGACGGCACCUUCUCCAUCUCCUUCAUUCCUCAGUUCGCAGGACAAUACACGAUUGAAAUCAAAUUUGGGGGAGAGGUGAUUCCAAAUGGAAGCUACACAGUACAAGCUGUUCUGGAGGAAGAGUAUGAAGCCUACAUGACCACUCAGGUGACAGAACAGAGAGUGACCCGUGAGGAGAUUACCUCACUACGUGGAGCUCCUGGUUCUGGCUUGUUCCAGCCUGUAGACUUUGUUCUACCUGUUGGUCCGAUCUUUAACUUUGUCUCAGCUAAAGUUGAGAUGCCUUCAGGAAAACAGGCCUACCCCAACAUUGAGGACAACAAGGACGGUACAGUGACUGUGAGGUAUCAGCCCUCGGAGGUGGGACUUCACAAGCUUCAUAUGCAGUACAAUAAUGAAGAGAUUGAAGGAAGUCCAUUCUUAUUCUACGUGGAGGCAAUUGACUCAGGCUAUGUGACAGCCUAUGGACCAGGUCUCAGCCAUGGUGUUGUGUAUGAACAAGCCUCCUUCACCAUCAACACCAAGAAUGCUGGUGCAGGUGGACUGUCACUCGCCAUUGAAGGCCCAUCCAAGACAGAAAUACAAUGCAAGGACAACGAAGAUGGAACCUGCACAGUGUCUUACGUACCCACUGCACCAGGAGAGUACCAGAUAACAGUGAAGUUUGCAGAGAAGAACAUUGCUGGUUCCCCUUUCACAGCCAAGAUAAUCCCUGGUGAACCCCGGAGAAAGAACCAGAUCUUGGUGGGAAGCAGUUCUGAAGUCUCUCUCAAGGUCACAGAACACGAUAUUGAGAGCCUGACGGCUACCAUCAUUUCACCAUCUGGCAGGGAGGAACCUUGCUUCUUAAAGCGAUUGCCCAAUGGUCAUCUGGGCAUAACCUUCACUCCACGAGAGAAAGGGGAACAUCUUGUGAACGUCUACAGGAAUGGACAGCACAUUGCUAACUCCCCGUUCAAGAUUACUGUCGGUGACAGUGAGAUUGGCAAUGCCAGCAAAGUCAAGGUCUACGGCAAAGGGCUGAAGGAGGGAAUGGCAAAUGAAGUUAAUGAGUUCAUUGUGGACACUCGUGAAGCAGGCUAUGGAGGCAUGUCUUUGUCAAUCGAAGGCCCCAGUAAGGCUGACAUUGAGUGCCAUGACAAUGAAGACGGCACUUGUCACGUUGCCUACAGACCUACAGAGCCUGGAAGCUACAUAAUCAGUAUCAAAUUUGCUGAUCAACAUGUGCCAGGAAGUCCAUUCACUGUCAAGAUUGGAGGCGAACCUUCAGCCAAGAUCACAGAACGCAUAACCCGCCACCGAGAAGCAGCCGACAUCACACACAUCGGCAGCCAGUGUGAACUUAGUCUGAAGAUUCCAG